AACCAUGCAUCCACAAGACCUAAGUUAGCAAGCACACCACGUCCUUGCCUGUUCGGCUUGACUCCACUUCUCCACUAGCAUCAUAUCCAAGAGAAACCGGCCACUAUCUUCUACAUAUUCAGGUUCGUCAAUUCUCGAUCCUUAUUAUCACGGUAGCUCGCGAUGGACGCCAGAGCAGUGGCCGGGUGCUUCCGUGGAAAGACCAUACUCGUCACCGGCUCAACUGGUUUCCUUGGAAAAUUGAUGGUUGAGAAGAUACUGAGGGUACAACCGGACGUGAAGAAACUCUACCUGUUGGUGCGUGCGCCGGAUGUCGCCUCUGCCGAGCAGCGUAUCCUGACACAGGUGUUGGGGAAGGACCUGUUCAAUACCCUGAGGGAAAAGCAUGGGCUUGCUGGCUUCCAGAAGCUCAUCAAAGAGAAGAUAGUUCCUCUCGCCGGAGACGUUGGGUCUCACAACUUCAGGCUCGACAACUCCAGAGCUGACGACCUGUGUGAGGAGAUCGACAUUAUCAUCCAUGGGGCUGCAACAACUAGCUUUUAUGAAAGGUACGAUGUUGCUUUGGCAACGAAUGCACUAGGAGCCAAAUAUGGAUGCGAAUUUGCAAAGAAGUGUCCUAAUCUGAAAUUGUUGCUUCAUGUUUCUACUGCUUUUGUAACUGGUACUCAAGAUGGACUUUUACUGGAGAAAGCACUCAAGAUGGGUGAAUCACUACAGCCUGGUUACCACUUGGACAUUGAAGCUGAGUUGGAGUUGGUUGAGAAGGUCAAGGCUGAACUCACAGCGUCUAAGAGUGGUAGUUCAGACAAAUCAUUGGAGAAGACAGCCAUGAAAGAACUUGGCUUAAAGAGGGCUUGCCAUUUUGGAUGGCCAAACGUAUAUACAUUUACCAAGGCUAUGGGUGAGAUGUUACUUGAGCAGCAUAGGGGAGACCUUCCUGUCGUCAUUAUUCGACCUACCAUGGUAACCAGCACUUUCCAAGAUCCAUUUCCAGGUUGGAUAGAAGGGGCGAGGACAAUUGAUGCUAUGAUUGUCGCCUACACUGAGCAAGCAUUCCCAUGUUUCGUAGGUGAUCGCAAAGACACAAUGGAUGCAGUUCCUGCGGACAUGGUGGUAAAUGCAACGCUGGUAGCCAUGGCUGUUCAUUUGAAUGAGAAAGGACAAGUCAUUUACAACGUGUGCUCAGCACUCCAAAACCCAUUGACGGGUUAUGGCUUAGAAGACGCAUGUUGGGAUUACUUCUCCAUAUAUCCUCGUAUACAGAAUGGGAAACCCCUCAAAAACAAAAGGCCAUACGUGUUUAAGAGAUUCGCUUUAUUCCGCGCAUAUCUGAUACUGGUGUAUAAGCUACCACUUGAGAUGUUACAUGCCGUGAGCCUGUUAUUUUGUGGGUUGUUUUCACAAUAUUACAAUAAGCAAAACCGAAGAUACAAUUUCUUAAUGCUCUUGGUCAAGCUGUAUGCGCCAUAUGCCUUCUUCAAAGGAUGCUUUGAUGACACGAACAUGAGGAGGUUGAGGAUGGAAGUAAAAAUGGAUGGCAAUGCUAGUGACAUAUUUAACUUUGAUCUCAAAUCUAUGGACUGGCACACGUAUCUCCUGAAUGUACACGUCCCAGCUGUGCUAAAGUAUGGACGCAAAAAUAAGGGAAGCGUAUAAGAAAGAAAGGGACCAUUCUAUUCAUGAGAAAGAGAACAAGCAUCUUGUCCAACAAAAAUGUAUAUUGUACUGCUAAACAUUAUAAUUUGUAUGAAAUGAAUCACAUUUGUUUGAAUAUAUAAUUAUAUGAAUAUAUAGAUACUCACAUAUCCCA
This is a messenger RNA of Triticum aestivum (bread wheat), 1810 nucleotides long. Its product is annotated as fatty acyl-CoA reductase 1. The transcript is spliced from 10 exons. Gene Ontology annotation, biological process: suberin biosynthetic process; long-chain fatty-acyl-CoA metabolic process. Bases 163 to 1656 code for a protein of 497 amino acids. Lineage: Eukaryota; Viridiplantae; Streptophyta; Magnoliopsida; Poales; Poaceae. Gene Ontology annotation, molecular function: alcohol-forming very long-chain fatty acyl-CoA reductase (NADP+) activity. Gene Ontology annotation, cellular component: intracellular membrane-bounded organelle. The record is from RefSeq and is a predicted model, not a curated record.